Molecule: messenger RNA, 504 nt
Organism: Carya illinoinensis
Lineage: Eukaryota; Viridiplantae; Streptophyta; Magnoliopsida; Fagales; Juglandaceae
Product: cucumber peeling cupredoxin-like
Exons: 2
Coding region: 1-504 (167 amino acids)
Cellular component (GO): plasma membrane
Molecular function (GO): electron transfer activity
Source: RefSeq, a predicted model, not a curated record
AUGGGUCGUCAACGAUUGUUCAUCAUGUACUGCUUGGUCUUGAUCGUAGUUGCUCUCAAUAUCAUAGAGGCUGCAACUGCUGCAACAAUAUUCGAGGUUGGAGGCAGCCUAGGAUGGACCGUACCUCCGAACACCUCAUAUUACGCCACCUGGGCUAGCUCCAAGACAUUUGCCGUCGGCGACACCUUGGAAUUCAAAUGGAAUUCGACGCACAAUGUGUUGGAAGUGACGACAAAAGCUGAAUACGACGGCUGCACAAAGUCGAAUGGGGUACUUAAGGAAACCAGUCCUACAGUUAUAAACGUUACCGCUGGCACGCACUACUUCAUCUGCAGUAUCGGUACUCACUGUGUAAACGGCCAGAAGCUAGCUGUGACGUCCGUGGGAUCAGCCAACACACCCACAACACCACCCGGAUCCUCAGCCUUGCCCACUUCUUCUGUCGUCUUACCUGCAAUUCUGUCCACCACAGCCAUCUCUUUCUUGGUCAUCUUCGUUAUCUAA